AUGGAGAUCCCCCGUUUCCGAGGCACGUACUUCACCUGCAGAGCCAUCUUAAAGCAGCGCACCCAGCGAGGCGGCAACUCUCACCUAGCCAAACCUGCCCGGAUUCGGGACGCCCGGGCAGCCGGAGGAGGCGACCGCGGCGGCGCUCCUCGCUCCCUCGCCCGCGACCCACCCGGUAUCCGCACCCCGGGACCCUCCCGGCACCGGGACCCCCCCCCCCGGCACCGGCAGACCGGGCCCUCCCCCCAGCACCGGGACCCCCCGGGAUCCCCCCCCGGCACCGGGACCCCCCCCCGGAACCAGGACCCACCCGGACCUGGACACCAGCAGGCACUGGGCACCAGGACCUCGGACCCCCACUGGGAUCUCAGCACCCCAGCACCCUCGCCAGGCGCCCGGCCCAGGGACACCAGCACCCCCAGGACUCCACCAGCAGCAGGACCUCAGCACGCCCAGAUCCUCCGCUGGGACCUCAGCACCUCGAGGACCCCACCAGCGCUGCAACCUCGGCAACCUGCACCCAGCACCAGGACCCCCACUGGGCACUGGGAUUUCGGCACCCUCUGGACCCCCACUGGGCUCCCAGCUCCAAGACACCAGCACCCCUGCAGCCUUCACCAGGUGCCCGGACCUGGGACACCAAUGCCUCAGCACCCCCAGAUCCUCCACUGGGACCUCAGCACCCCCAGGUCCCCCGCUGGGCACCAGGACCUUGGCAUCUCCAGGACACCUACUGACCAACCAGCCAUAGGAUGCCAGGACCUCAGCACCUCCACUGGGACCUCAGCACCCCCAGGUCCCCCGCUGGGCACUAGGACCUUGGCAUCUCCAGGACACCUACUGACCAACCAGCCAUGGGACGCCAGGACCUCAGCACCUCCACUGGGACCUCAGCACCCCCAGGUCCCCCGCUGGGCACUAGGACCUUGGCAUCUCCAGGACACCUACUGACCAACCAGCCAUGGGACGCCAGGACCUCAGCACCUCCACUGGGACCUCAGCACCCCCGGAACCCCUGCUGGGCACCAGGACCUUGGCAUCUCCAGGAUACCCUCUGGCCACCCAACCCUGGGAUACUGGGACCUCAGCACCUCCACGACCCCCACUGGGACCUCAGCACCCCCUGGACCCCCAGCAGGCCCCCAGCCCUGGACCCCCAGUAUUCCCCCCACGCACCCAGCCCUGGGACACCAGCAUCCUCCUCAGGACCCCCCUGGAAUCCCCAUCGUGCCCAGAGAGUGCUAAAAGAAUGUCCUUUCCAAAGGCCGGAAUAUUUCACUUGCGUAAUUCAAGCUAACGUUGAUCAGGAUGAUCACCAAAUUUUUAAAUCUCACAGAGUUUCUCAGAUUCACCGGCACCCAAAGCGCCCAGGACUCGUCUCAAGCUUCGGCGGCUCCAGUAUGGUGCUUUCCAAGUCUUAGGAUCUUUCUGAAUUUGAGGAGGACAAGAAGAAAAAAAUGGAAAUAGAAUAAUAUAACUUGCUAAGAUAACAUAAUAAGAAAAAUUUUAAAGUUUCUAUAGCUGUUCUGCUUUUGAGCAGGUGGCCGCAGCAAAGCAAGCUGCCACGCGGGAGGCUCGACUUAAAAUGACAUUCGCGGGGUAAAAAAAAAAAAUAGAGAUUUUUUUCCCCCCUCCAGACUUGGGCCCGUCAAG
Rhea pennata is the source of this 1653-nucleotide messenger RNA. RefSeq names its product basic proline-rich protein-like. NCBI's taxonomy places the organism in Eukaryota, Metazoa, Chordata, Aves, Rheiformes, Rheidae. The transcript has 4 exons. The coding region runs from base 1 to 951 and encodes 316 amino acids. The record is from RefSeq and is a predicted model, not a curated record.